Molecule: messenger RNA, 3665 nt
Organism: Amoebophrya sp. A120
Lineage: Eukaryota; Dinophyceae; Syndiniales; Amoebophryaceae
Source: the annotation of a GenBank genome assembly
AGCUGUGAUGAAUGUGAGCGGAUAUUUGGAACGCCUAGGCCUGCUGGUUGUAUUUGGCUCAAUCUACGUCUCUGAUUUCUUUUCUGCGGCUGCUAUUGUGUGAUUAUAGGAAAACCGAAUUUCGAAGUUUUCCCCACUCUGUAUCAUUUCCGACGGUACUCAGCAAGCAUUGGGAAUUUUCCACCCACACAGCAUUCAUCUCCAAAAACAUGAGGUCGACAUCUUUCGCAACGCGGCUCGGAGCAGGCCUCCUGCUGGCCUGCACGCCGGGCCAGGCCACGACGCACGCGCAUGGACACGAGGGGCAGAUCAACUGGGGCGCCACCUACAACACCCCCGAAAGCGCGUACUUUUUGUGGCUCGAGGCCGCGACCACGGAUCCUUUCCUCGUGGUCACUUCCACGGCCACCGCCGCCAUCGCCGAGGCAGUGAUUGACAAUGAUCACCACGCCGUGCAGGAUACCGCGAAGGAACUGUUGCACGAAGCGGAGGACGGGGAUGGGUGUGUGAAAAACGUCACCUCGUUGCUCAACCCGUACGACACCUUCCCGCCGGCGUCCGUCGCCGCUUCGGAGUUGACGUUCACCCCGAAUAAUACCUGCGCGUACCGGUUGAUUGCGUCUUCCGCUUCGACGACGGUCCCGAUGAAGCUCUUCAAGCUGGAUCUGUCGUCCGCGAGCCACAUCCUGCUCUUCUCUAAUUCCUCCACGGUGUUCUCGCACUUGAAAGUCACCGACGGGGAAGGGCACGUGAUUGCCGCGGCGCACAAGCUGCACGAAGCGCACGCAGCCACGACCACAGCCGCGGCUGCCCACGACGACCACGACCACAAACCCUGGGGCGAGAUGCUGUUAGCGUGCCUGAUGGUCAACUUGAUCGCCUUCACGGGCGUCCUUUUCGUCGCCGGAACGCUGCUUUGCGGGAAGAAGGAAGAGGGAGACGACUUCAACACGGCGCAUGCGAAAAAGACGCAUGAAAACAGCUGGAUCGCGGGCUCUUCCGCGUUCGCGGCCGGGGCGCUGCUGGCCGCCGCGGCAUACUUCAUGUGGUUUGAGGCCACGCAUCUGAUCCAGGACGGCAUGAAGAGCGCGGAGGAGAGCACCGUUGUCUUCCUGUGGGGCACCGCACUGCUGGUCGGCUUCCUCUUGCCCCCGCUGGCUUCCUCUUUGUUCCAGUUGUGCCUGGGGCAAGGUGCAGCAGCUGCACCAGCAGGUGCAGCUAUUGAGGACGGAACACCGGUGCAUAACAAAGUGGCCGCGGCUGAGCUGGUAUCAAAUGCAAAUAUGUCUGGGUCUGCAAGAUUCCGAGACUUACCAUGCAGAUUUUCCAUGAUCCAUGUCGUUUGAAUGCAGGACCUAACAUGACAGGUUCUGUGAGAUUCCUAUCAUGCUUAAUCUGCAUGAGAAACUUCGUUUCAACUUGGUCAAAAGUGGACAACUUUUGGCAUUCAUGCAACACAGAUUUUUGCACGAUCCACAAUUAGCAUUACUAGUUGCAUCCUUCCAGACCCAGACAUUUUUGCAAUGCAUAGCUGGGCGGCGUUGCGUCGCAGGAUGUGGUCGUGGAGGAGGAGCCGAUGUUGAAGAAGCUGUCCGGCACUUUACUAGUGUCCGUCUUGCUCGGUGACUUUUUCCACAAUUUCGCGGACGGCAUUUUCAUCGGCGCCGCGUUUCUCACCUGCAGCCACACGCGCGGGUGGAUCGUCGCGCUCGGGGCCGUGUUGCACGAGAUUGCGCAGGAAAUCGCGGACUACCUGAUGCUAUCAACUGCAAAAAUGUCUGGGUCUGGAAGGAUGCGAACUUGUGAUGUGUGUUGCGGAUCAUACAAAAAUCUGUGUUGCAUGACUUGCAAAAGGGUCCCAUUUGUUCUGGCCAUGCUGAGAGGGCAUUUCUCAUGUAGGCAUCACCAAGGGGCUGCAGAACCUGUGAUGCUAGGCCCUGCACUACAGACUUGGCGGAGCUUGGAAAAACUGCAUGACAAAUCUCGGAAUCUUCCAGACCCAGACAUGUUUGCAUUUGAUAGAUGCUCACCGGCCCGGGCGGGUUGUCGCCGGUGAAAGCGCUGGGAUUGAACUUCUGCUCUGGCUUGAGCGUCAUGCUGGGCGGCGUACUGGCGUUGGCGAGCGACUUAUCGCAAGGAAAAACUGUUUCACUGUAAACUUGUGAUGCAUAGCACGGAACGCAAGUGUCGUGUGUUUGUGUUGCUACACCUGCAAGACAUUGGAAUUUUAGCUGUGUUUUCCCUUAGGAAGCACGCAUGCCAAGUUUUCUUUGUCAUGUGUAACAAACUUCUUGUGAAGAUGCAGAUCUACUUGCAAAAUCAUCACAGUGUUGAAGCAGUUUUUUCGUGGGAUACGACUACGACAAGGUCACCAUCGGGCUCAUCGUUUCCUUCGGCGGUGGUACCUACGCGUAUUUGGCGUGCGUGGAAUGCAUAAGCACUGCAAAUAUGUAGUCUGGGCUUUGGCAUAAGUGAAUCUGUGAUGCGGACGUGCGGAUGAAGAGAUUCGGUAAUUUGCCUGAAGUGCAGCCACGCAUGACAGGUUACUAAAGUACCACUUACAGAUCAUUCUGCAGGAAUGCAAAACACCCAAGAACUACACAGUCUGCACGUUCCCCGUCGACCCAGACUACAUAUUUGCAAUGCAUAGUGCAUGGGCCGUGCGGUCCCGCCGACGGGUGGGGUGGGCGCACAGAAGGCGGCGGAUCCGGUGCAUGCUCUGAAGAUGCUGGGCUUGUUCGUCCUUGGCGCUGUCCUGAUCGGCCUCGCGCUACUGCAGCACGAACACUGCUCUGGCGGCGGACAUGUGGGGCAUGGGGGAACCGCUGCCGCAGGGGGCCACGCGGGACACGGGCACUGAGGCAGGGGAUACGGGCAAUUAUGUGGUGACGCCGUGGUCGACGUCUUGCGGGAACAGAUGAUAUCUUUUUAUCAGUUACAUGAUUUUUACGAAGAAGCCGAUAGCUGUAGAGAUUGUGGUCUAGUAACAACAAUAUUUUCGUGGUCAACAAAAUCAUUCAACGUACUAUCAAAAGUCCGUCAGCCUUGUACUAGUUUCUCUACUACUACUUUUCGCAGCACCUUUAUCAGUGUGGUUUCGCUCUCUGAUUUUUAUGUCGCUGGAAAUGAACGAUUGGUUAGAAGUCCCUUAUUGAUCGUUUUGGGAAGUAUGGAAUGCGUUUCAGUUUCAGCAGCUUUUUGGGGUUCCGUAGUAUCUGUUGCAGCUUUUUUUCUCCACUAUUCUAGCAGUACACCAAGUGGUUGUAAAAUGUAACAUAGAGUGGUUUAGUUUUUACUGCAUAAGUAUGCGAACAAAUGUACCUACGAGGUUAAGCAAUCGAAGUGGUAGACGUAGAGCCAUGUCAGAAGAUCAAAAUGAGAGAAACUGUUUGAAGUUCAACAAAAAGGAAAGUGUCGUGAGUGGGCCACUCUUGCACGUGGAAGCAAGUACUGUUGUAAGAUUAAAAGGUAACUCUACGUGGUCCAUGGUCUUUGCUUACUUAUUUUCAAGAAAGCUAUUCCUUUUCAUCUUGUGCAGUACUGGCAAAAGAAGAAUUUCCUAAGAGAUUCGUUUCUAGACAAAAUAAUUCCACUUGAAUGCCGCACUUUUUAUGUGGUUUACGGUUGAUAUGUUAGACGAGACACAGCAGCAAGUGCAUGAGAAU